AUGUCACGACACCAUACAACUGGUAUUUCCUCUAAAAAAAACUAUUAUUAUCAAGAAGAACAACAAAAUCAAAAUACAAGUAGAAUAACCAACAACAACACUAAUUAUUAUAAUAGUAAUUAUACUACACCUAAAAACUCCCUUCUUCUUACUAAACCUAUUUCAAUAUCUACUUCUUCAUCAUCACAAGAAUCGAUAGAAUUAGAAAAUAUUUCAUCUUCAAGCCACACAUCACAAAAUGUUAUAACUGAACCAUUUGUCACAGUAACACCAGAGCUAAACAAUAGACCACCAAGAAGACGUAGACGUCCUCCAUUCUCUUACUCAUCAUUAAUAGCUCAAGCUAUUUUAGAUUCACCUGAACAUAGAUUAACAUUACGUGAAGUUUACCAUUGGAUAAUGGAACGUUAUCCACAGUUAUAUAAAGCUGAUGAUACUGGUUGGCAGAAUACAAUACGACAUAAUUUAUCAUUGAAUAAAUGUUUCAAAAAAGUACCACGUUCAGAUGCAGAAUUAGGAAGUGGGAGUAGUGGCGCAUCAACCACUACUGCAAGUAAAGGUAAAGGUGGAUAUUGGACAAUUGACCCUGAUUAUAUGACUGGGUAUCAUGAUGGUGUAUUCACAAGAGGUGGUGUACAAAAACGUAGACCGGGCGAAUUAGUCACUGUUACAACAACGACAACGCCCGGCGGAGGAGGAAGCGACGAUGGUUCUUUACAUAAUGAUAGUGGCAUAGGUGAUAUUGAUAUCGAUUAUAAUCAUAAUAAUCAUCACCAUCCUCAACUUGCUCUAAAGACAACAUAUUUGUCGUCAUCAUCGUCACCACCUGCCACCACCAAUACUUCAUCAUUAAUGACACCGCCACCUUCAUCAACAUCUAGGAAUAACAAAGCUCUAUUUGACAAUCACUCUUCUUCAAUUAAAUCACAAACUAUCAAUGACAAUAGUAAUAUUAGUAAUAAUGUAUUUCAUUCAGACAUAAAUAAUAACGUUUCCUCAUCUUUAAAUAAUAAUAACAACCAAUUUAUACAAAAGUCACUAUCACCAUCGCCGCCGCCAGAAAGAAGUACUUCUAGUAUUACUAGUAGUCCUAUUAAACACGAAUAUAACAAUAAUACCAAAAGUGAUAAUUCUUCAUUAAGUAUCGUUAUAAAUUCACAACAACAACAAAAACAUAUGGAAGGAUGUGAUGAUGAAUUAUCGCCAUCAACAUCAAUUCAUGCCUCAUCAUCGCCUACUUCAAUGAAAAUCAGCGAUUUAUUGAAUUAA
Entrophospora candida is the source of this 1269-nucleotide messenger RNA. The record is from the annotation of a GenBank genome assembly. Lineage: Eukaryota; Fungi; Glomeromycota; Glomeromycetes; Entrophosporales; Entrophosporaceae.